AUGGACUCGGUUGUAUUCGAGAAAUUUGAAGGCACCGAAAUUAGCGACGAGAUCAUCAAAGAUGCCGCCAAGUUGUUCAGUUCAAGCUAUGGCGUAUGGGGCCUGUUGGCUGCGACCAAAAUGGGAGUCUUCGCUAAGCCAGGUCAACGUGUCCGUAUGAGCCUGAAAAUCCUCAAAGAGCAGUGUCUACCUACAUCAAAUGCAUGUAACACCUAUGUCCGUGUUAAAGUAUUCGACAAGCUUGCCGGCAAUGUUUUCGCGACGCGCUGGGUCUAUGAAGGCCGCAACAUGUGUUGGAUUACGCAGCUUUGCGUUGAUCCUCAAUUCCGUGGCCAAGGUCUUGCCACGAAGCUUCUUACCAAUCUACGUGAAGGAGAGCAAGAUAGAGGCUUCGGACUACUCAGUUCCCAUCCCGCCGCCAUUCUUGCCGCCCUUCGGGCAUUUGGGCGCGGCCCAGAAGAAGUUGACCUUACCAUGACUCAAGAGCAUGCCGCAUCCAUCAUGGCUUCUUCACCUAUCAAAUAUGUCCGUACGGCUCGUUUACAUGGUUCGAUUUUCGAUGACAACACACACGACGGAACUGUAUCGUGUGCCGACACCCAAUUUUGGGUAGAUCAUGAAGAGCCUCUGGAGACUUUGGCAAGUGUUCGUGCCAAUGGUAUUGUGUGGCCAUUUGGAGAGCUCCUCGAGGGCCAUGAGUUCCUGAUAAUGGUCAAGGCUAAAGUGAAUAUGAAUCGUCGGACAGCCAUGAUCUCUUCUGAGUUCUAG
Messenger RNA from Penicillium taxi, 768 nucleotides. Its product is annotated as GNAT family N-acetyltransferase. The transcript is spliced from 3 exons. The coding region runs from base 1 to 768 and encodes 255 amino acids. Lineage: Eukaryota; Fungi; Ascomycota; Eurotiomycetes; Eurotiales; Aspergillaceae. The record is from RefSeq and is a predicted model, not a curated record. Gene Ontology annotation, molecular function: acyltransferase activity, transferring groups other than amino-acyl groups.